Molecule: messenger RNA, 3090 nt
Organism: Eupeodes corollae
Lineage: Eukaryota; Metazoa; Arthropoda; Insecta; Diptera; Syrphidae
Exons: 3
Coding region: 1-3090 (1029 amino acids)
Source: RefSeq, a predicted model, not a curated record
AUGCUUAAAUGUGAAACAGAUGAUGAAAUUGGUAUGACAUUAAUGAACAAAAUUCUGACAGCAUGCAGUGACAGCAACAACUUGACAGAAACUGCACAAUCAACCAACAACGUCGAGAACAAUUACACAAGUAUAGAUAAUAAACUAAUAGAUUAUAAGUUUAUGUGGAUCCCGGCAAUACGAAGUCAAACAAGAGGAAGAGCAAGUGGAGGAUGUUACUUUGGUUACAAAAAAGAGUUAGUAAACUUGAAGUGUGAGUUUCUCAAUCAAAAUCACCCAACGUACGUUAAAUUGCAAAUCAACAACAAAACCCUUUUGAUACUCCCCCUGUACUUGAAUUGCAAUAAUUGGGAUGAGGACUUUGAUAAUCUCGGCGAGAUAUUUAAUACGAUUAGUUCAUCGAAAAUAAUGCUGAUUGGGGAUCUGAACGGGAGAAUCGGUCAAGUUGCAGGAACAAUUAACGAAGCAAAAGGAAUUAAUAGGCAGACUAAAGAUGUAGUGUGCAAUACAAGAGGAAAACGAAUAAUUGAACUGUGUGACUCGUUUGGAUUGAGAAUUCUAAAUGGAACAAUGCCCAGUGACGUUUCUGGUGAUUUUACUUUUGUUGGUGGUCAAGGUUCAUCAACUAUUGAUUAUUCAAUGAUAGGCGAAGAUUGGGAACCCUUUGUGACUGAUUUCGAGGUGCGAGAACUUCCAUACUCAGACCAUCUGCCGAUAGUCGUUACCUUACGGAUGACUGGGCAUUCAACUGUGGUAAAUAACAUCGACCAAUUACUUCCUAGACUCAACUGGAAACUCUCAAAAGCCUCUUUAUACAGACAACGUUUGGACACGAAUCUACACAACAGCCAAAAUACGGACUUUCGCUUGCUAGAUCAAAUUGUUAAGGCAUCUUAUCCACAGCAGCAGAUUAGUACUACACGAAACAAAAUAAGGGUAGAGCCUUGGUUUGACGAAGAAUGCCAGAAGGCACGCAGAAUUUCAUUCGCAUGGCUCAGGAAUUUCAGAAACUCACCUCAAGGUCAAUUUAGAAACAUAUACAUCGAAGCUAAUACGACAUAUAAAAAACUGUGCAAAAGCAAAAAGCGAGAGUAUGAGGAACGACAAGCGGCCAGGUUGGCCUCCUGUAAUAAUGCAUCAACGUUUUGGAAACUUGCGUGGGAGCUAAAUGGUAAAAAACCGCCAAUACACAAAAAUCUGUGUGCAAAUAUGCUAGCCGAACACUUUCGGAAACUCCUCAACCCAGAAAUGAUGCCAUCGAUCUGGCAAUAUGCAACACCUGGUAUAACCAAUGAAAUAUUGGACUCGCAGUUUACUGCACAAGAAUUGGAGCAAGCGUUAUGUACUCUGAAAGAUGGGAAAGCAGCAGGCGCAAACGGUAUCCCAGCCGAAUUUUACAAAUAUGGCACUUCUGCACUUAAUGAUCGACUUCUUACGAUGUUCAAUAAAGUCAUAGAGGGGAAUUUGGUAGUGAAUGAAUUUCAAGAAGCUGUUAUAUUCCCAAUACAUAAGAAAGGAUCAUACGCGGAUGCUUCAAACUAUCGGGGCAUUUCCUUCUUGAAUGCAACAUAUAAAAUUCUUACAACGAUGAUGCAGAAAAGGCUCAACAAGUGGAUUAAGUCUCAGAACAUACUGAAAGAGUUUCAAGCAGCGGCAUUCGAUACAAUAAAUAGAGGUGCCUUAUUCUACAAGCUAUAUAACGCGGGGUUAUCGAUGAAAUUUGGACGUGCGCUAGAGAAUCUCUAUAGAGGAACACGAGCGGCUGUAUGGAAUGGUGCAGAGUUGUCAGAUUGGUUUGUGACCUCAUCCGGAGUAAGGCAAGGCUGCACAUUGAGCCCCACUUUGUUCUCACUUUUUAUAAAUGACCUGAUUGAUUAUCUUCCUGGUGGCGUGGAUUUCGCAGGAACACAUAUGAAAGCCUUAUUAUUUGCAGAUGAUAUUGUCAUGUUUGCGUAUUCGCCGGAAGCAUUACAGCUUAUGAUAAACAGGUUAUAUAAUUAUUGUUGCUUAUGGAACUUAAUCGUUAAUACGCAAAAGUCUAAAGUGAUGAUAUUUAAAAACGGUGGUGGAAGAAAUGCUUCUAACGAGAAAUGGUCAUUUAACGGAGAAGCCUUAGAGUGUGUAACCGAAUACAAAUACCUAGGGGUAAUUUUUACGAGAAGUUUGAGCAUGCAGAAGCAUUUAACUGUGAAGUUAGAAAAGGCGAAAACAGCCAUUAACAUAUCACGGAAAAGAUGCUUCAUGAACAGAAACAUUGCGCAUAGCAGUAAACACAAGGUAUUUGAAGCAGUAUCGGAGAGCAUACUUUUAUAUGGCGCACAAGUUUGGGGAUGUAUGAGAUUUCAAACGGUGGAAAAACUCUUGACACACUAUAUUAAAAGGAUAUUUAGCUUACCAGUCAACACACCAAAUUACGUGGUAAUGCUCGAAACAGGACUAUCACCUUUACACAUAAAGACCUUGAAGUUGCAAGCCGAUUUUCUUCAGUACAUAUUCAAUUUAUCAGAAUCCAGAUUAGUCAAGAAGGUAGCUAUCAGUGCCAUACUUGAACGAAACAGCUGGUAUAGAGAGUGGUCAAAACUAGCUGAAGAAUGCAAUUUAAGCUUUGAUUUAAACCUGGAAAACAUUGGUAGUUGCAAGACUCUCUUCUACAAUGUAAUCUCGAAGGUGGAUGAGAAAUGUAGAGCUGAAUAUAUAGCUGAAGCCUCCAGUUCCGUCUACAGAACAGUUUACAGUAGAUUAAAUCACAAUUUGGCAGAGAAAAACUAUUUUCAUGACUCUAAUAAGGUUAAUGUUAUCGCUACAAUGGUCAGACUUCGCCGCGAGCUUAUCAAUCUGAACUUCAUGCCUCACAGACCGGAUCUACCAUUAGAAUGCAGCAUUUGCAACAUGAAAGAAAGAGAAGACGAAAUUCACUUUUUGGGAAGAUGCCCAACUCUGAAAGAAACCAGAAGAAGCGUUCUUGGAAGCGAUGUUUUAUCUGAAGAGCAAGUCCUGGACGAAUUGAAUCAAAUGAACAUUAAUAGACUUUAUGAAUAUUGUGUAAUUGCGCUCAGAUAUAGAGCAAGAAUAAUUAACGAAGAUUUUUGA